Hylaeus volcanicus is the source of this 2617-nucleotide messenger RNA. It is a transcript of the gene Surf1, whose product is annotated as surfeit locus protein 1. The coding region runs from base 536 to 1435 and encodes 299 amino acids. The transcript is spliced from 5 exons. NCBI's taxonomy places the organism in Eukaryota, Metazoa, Arthropoda, Insecta, Hymenoptera, Colletidae. Gene Ontology annotation, cellular component: mitochondrion; membrane. Gene Ontology annotation, biological process: mitochondrial respiratory chain complex IV assembly. The record is from RefSeq and is a predicted model, not a curated record.
UUAUAUGCAACGUUGCCACGUUCUCGAAACAGCGGGCGCUCCACCGGCAUACUCGCGCUCUGAUUGGUCGAGGAGCGCGGCCGCCUCGCGCUCUGAUUGGUCAGUGUUUUCCGUUAAUAUCUCCUCAACGAAGCCUCGGACAACAUUUUCGCUAAGGAAAAAGUUGUUUCAAAUCACCUCCCGAACCGCCCCUUUCAAGGUGUUGCAACAUUUUUGUGCAUUUUUGGGACACCCUGUAUAUAGCCGAAGACUAUAAGCCUCCUGUCAAACGGCGACGAAAAAUCACGAAAUUCAAAAAUUCAAAUGAACAUAUCUAGCGAACUAAACGGUAAAUUGAACCCAUAUUUCACACAGACAUCAAUUAAGAUAUUAAUUGUAAGUCGUCAAAAUUAUGAGACGAUCCGUUAUCUGUUAUCACUUUCGACCAAACUACCUUAAAGUCAUCCCUGGUAUCGCUGUCGGUGGUAUUCCGUAUUUACUUCAAACUAUCAAUCACUAUCAAUGAACGAUCGUCUUAAAUCGCUCAGCAGUGAAAAUGAAAUUAACAGCUGGGAUAAUUCUGACAAGACUAGGGAAACGAUUUAACAUUAAUCUCGUUCAGUUGUGUAACAUCACGAAUAUUCCUAAAAGGUGUUACAGCGAAAAGCUAGCUAAACCUAACCUCUACAACAUCAAGAGUAAAAGCAAUAUACAAACAAGCAAAAUUGGGUUGGGUGGAUAUUGUUUACUGAGCGUACCGAUUGUCACAUUUAUACUUGGUACGUGGCAAGUUCAAAGACGCAGAUGGAAGUUGAAUCUAAUAGAGUCUUUGAACGAACGUACUACUCACGAUCCUCUUCAACUACCGGCUAAUUUAGAGGAAUUAGAAUCGAUGGAGUAUUACCCCAUCAAAGUGAAAGGUGAAUUCAUAUACGAGAAAGAAUUCGUUGUAGGAUUUAGAAAUCUGAUAGUAGAUGGUAAGACCGAAGGCAGCGGUUCUUUAGUCGGGACUAAAGAUGGUAAGAAAGGGUAUUGCGUUGUUACACCCUUUAAAUUAUCGGAUCGAGAUUUGACGAUUCUGGUAAAUCGUGGCUGGGUUCCAAGAACCCAUAAAUCUUUAGCGAAGAGGCAGGAAUAUCAAAUAAAAGGAGAAGUAGAAAUUACAGGAAUUUUAAGGCUGAACGAACAUCGACCACCGUUCGUUCCCAAACACAGGACAGACACUGACAUAUGGUCUUACAGAGACGUGAAUGCAAUGGCUGAGAAAGCAGGGACAGCUCCCAUCUAUCUGGAAAUGGCUUACGAUAAAGAUCUACCUAAAUUUCCAGUGGGAGGUCAAACGCAAGUGCAUUUAAGGAACGAACAUCUGAGCUAUAUAAUCACAUGGUAUGCCCUCUCCGCGUCUACUGGGUAUAUGUGGUACAAGGUAGUCUCUAAGAGGUUGCGUGCGAUAUAAGUUUACAUGUAAAUCGAAAAACAAGAAUAAAAUAAGUGGCGAACUCGAACGGAAGUAGGGGAUUCGUAGAGUUCUUUAUUUGAUAACGUAACAAAGUGAAUUCGACGCCAACGGAAUAAUAGAAAUCCUUCGUCCAAAACAUCGCCUUUUAUUAUUACUAUCAUUAUUAUUAUAACAACAACGAUAACCACUACCAACAAAACUGUCAACAAUGGUCAUGGUAUACAAUUACAUUAAAGGAGUUAGCAUAGAAAAUACAGAUAUGAAAAUAUACCAUACAAAUAUGAAAAUACACCAUGUACAUGCUACAUCAACUUUCCUUUAGUUUCAUUAUAUCACGUGAUAUUUAAAUGUAAUCGAUUCGAGCGACGUGGUCGCUUUCAAACACUCGCAAGAAAUUCCCGGACUUUUUUGUGCAUUCGCGAAAACUCGUGAUUGACUUACAGUUACGUUACACAACCGAUCGUGGCAUUCCAGUAUUUUCAGGUAGCGCGAGAGGUAUCGGAUUCGUUCGAGAAACGUACUUAUGGCGUUCUCUAAUUUAAUCAUGAACACUCGUAUCAAAGAAAAAGAUAAGACGCGACUCCAUGGUGUUUCGAAGGCUCGUCGCGUUCACCCCGAUGACUUUUCAUCACUGGAAGAUGUUCUAGAUAAGGUCUCGAGUACAGAGGCGAGAACAGUUGACUGACUCGUUACUUUCAAGCUGUUCGCUUAGAGGAAUGCAAUGUAUGAUAUACCAAGUUUACUCUGUGUUAAUUUAGUUAACGCCUGGAACGAUAUUAGAUUUAUUGUCGACGAAAUUAUCGAUAUUAAAUAGACGUAACAAGCGUUAAUCCUAGGUGCACGGAACACAUUCUAAAAUAAACCUUCCUAGAGCACUCUUUAAAAAUAUAAAAUAUGAAUCUCGGAUUCCUUGAUCCGUAACAAUUUUAUAAUUCAUAUAUCGGAUAAGAGAAAAUUACUUUUGUUAUUUCUCAUUAAUCUCUAACUAUUGCACGUUUCUGAAUGGUGAUCGCAAAGCUGGCACGGAUUGGUGACGCGAAAUCGUUUUAUUCUGUUCGUUGUAAAAAAAAGAAAAUAUAUAUAUAUAUAUAUUUUGUGUAUCAACUGUUGGUCCUCGAUCAAUUCCGUUUCCCUCAAAGUACAUCCUUCUCGCGUUUUUGUACUAAAUUAUCGAUCAGA